CAACCCACUCACUCUUCACCUCUCUCUCUCGCCCGGUUCCUGGAUUGCCUUUUUUUCCUCACGGACUGCUUCAACCACACUUGUCCCGCUUAGCAUUGUGCACAAGUCCAGUCAUUAUUCCCAAUCCAGCUGCAGUCAUACAUACACCACCGCUUCACCAUGGAGGGUAUUAAGCAGACUUUCCAGCGCUGCAAGGCCCAGAACAGGGCUGCGCUCGUCACCUAUGUCACGGCCGGUUUCCCUCACCCCGAGCAGACCCCCGAUAUUCUCCUGGCCAUGGAGAAGGGCGGCGCCGACGUGAUCGAGCUCGGUGUCCCCUUUACCGACCCCAUUGCCGAUGGCCCGACCAUCCAGACUGCCAACACUAUUGCUCUCCAGCAUGGCGUUACCCUCCAGUCGACCCUGCAGAUGGUGCGCGACGCCCGCCAGCGCGGCCUCAAGGCCCCCGUCAUGCUCAUGGGCUACUACAACCCUCUGCUCAGCUACGGCGAGGAGCGUCUCCUCAACGACUGCAAGGAGGCCGGCGUCAACGGCUUCAUCAUUGUUGACUUGCCCCCUGAGGAGGCCGUCUCCUUCCGCCAGCUCUGCACCCGCGGCGGUCUCUCCUACGUCCCCUUGAUCGCGCCCGCCACCUCGGACGCCCGUAUGCGCGUCCUCUGCCAGCUCGCCGACUCCUUCAUCUACGUUGUCUCCCGCCAGGGUGUCACCGGCGCUUCCGGCACUCUCAACGCCAACCUUCCCGAGCUCCUCGCCCGCGUCAAGAAGUACAGCGGCAACAAGCCCGCUGCCGUUGGUUUCGGUGUCAGCACCCACGACCACUUCACUUCGGUUGGCGCCAUUGCCGACGGUGUCGUUGUUGGUAGCAUGAUCAUCACCACUCUCCAGAAGGCCGCCAAGGGUGAGGAGGUCAAGGCUGUCCAGGAGUACUGCUCCUACCUGUGCGGACGCAACUUGGAGCAGUCCGCUCACGAGCUCAACAUGGGCGAGGCCCUCGAAGCUGCCAAGGAACCCGUGGGUACUGCCACCGUCGACGGCGUCAUCACCGAGGCCGACAUUGACGCUCAGCUCGCCGCUCUCCACGGCACCAUUCCCAAGCGUUUCGGCGAGUUCGGUGGUCAGUACGUCCCUGAGGCGCUCAUGGACUGCUUGUCCGAGCUCGAGGAGGGUUUCAACAAGAUCAAGGACGAUCCCGCUUUCUGGGAAGAGUACCGCUCUUACUACCCCUGGAUGGGUCGUCCCGGUCAGCUUCACAAGGCCGAGCGUCUCACCGAGUACGCUGGUGGCGCCAACAUCUGGCUGAAGCGUGAAGAUCUCAACCACACUGGUUCCCACAAGAUCAACAACGCUCUUGGCCAGCUGCUGCUCGCCCGCAGACUCGGCAAGAAGAAGAUUAUUGCCGAGACCGGUGCCGGUCAGCACGGUGUCGCCACUGCCACCGUGUGCGCCAAGUUCGGCAUGGAGUGCACCGUCUUCAUGGGUGCCGAGGAUGUCCGUCGCCAGGCUCUCAACGUCUUCCGCAUGAAGCUUCUCGGCGCCAAGGUCGUCGCCGUUGAGGCCGGCAGCCGCACCCUCCGUGACGCCGUCAACGAGGCUCUUCGCUACUGGGUCGUCAACCUUGCCGAUACCCACUACAUCAUCGGCUCUGCCAUCGGCCCUCACCCCUUCCCCACCAUUGUGCGUACCUUCCAGUCCGUCAUCGGUAACGAGACCAAGCAGCAGAUGCUGGAGAAGCGCGGCAAGCUCCCCGAUGCUGUCGUCGCCUGCGUUGGUGGUGGUAGCAACGCCGUCGGCAUGUUCUACCCCUUCUCCAACGACCCCAGCGUCAAGCUCCUCGGCGUUGAGGCCGGCGGUGACGGUGUCGACACUCCCCGCCACAGUGCGACCCUUACCGCCGGUAGCAAGGGUGUCCUGCACGGUGUCCGUACCUACAUUCUGCAGAACCAGUACGGCCAGAUCGAGGACACCCACUCCAUCUCUGCCGGUCUUGAUUACCCCGGUGUCGGCCCGGAGCUGUCCAACUGGAAGGAUACCGAGCGCGCCAAGUUCGUGGCUGCCACGGAUGCCCAGGCCUUUGAGGGUUUCCGUCUGAUGAGCCAGCUGGAGGGUAUCAUUCCCGCGCUGGAGUCUUCUCACGGUAUCUGGGGCGCUCUGGAGCUGGCCAAGACCAUGAAGCCGGAUGAGGAUGUUGUCAUUUGCUUGUCCGGCCGUGGUGACAAGGAUGUUCAGAGCGUUGCUGAUGAGCUUCCUAUUAUUGGCCCCAAGAUUGGCUGGGACUUGCGCUUCUAAGUGCUAGUCAUGUCUUGGAAAAUAGAUCAAGCACCACAAGUCUGAGCAUUUGAUGCUAUAUAGCUUCGAUUCUUUACACCAUCUGAACCAUAUGCUGUUCACCGGGUAAGACCGGUCGAAUGGAUUCAAUAGAUUCCCUGUUAAGGUGCCUGACUGUUCCAUUCGUUGCCUGUGAUGCCGAUGUAUUAGUAAUGCCCCCCCAGUAACACAAAUUAAUCGCACCGACUGCUAUCGACCAAAUACUAUUCAUUCCCUUUCAAAG
Neurospora hispaniola is the source of this 2548-nucleotide messenger RNA. RefSeq names its product tryptophan synthetase. Gene Ontology annotation, molecular function: tryptophan synthase activity. Gene Ontology annotation, cellular component: cytoplasm. Lineage: Eukaryota; Fungi; Ascomycota; Sordariomycetes; Sordariales; Sordariaceae. Gene Ontology annotation, biological process: L-tryptophan biosynthetic process. Bases 160 to 2286 code for a protein of 708 amino acids. The record is from RefSeq and is a predicted model, not a curated record. The transcript is spliced from 3 exons.